Molecule: messenger RNA, 2454 nt
Organism: Podarcis raffonei (Aeolian wall lizard)
Lineage: Eukaryota; Metazoa; Chordata; Lepidosauria; Squamata; Lacertidae
Product: calpain-5-like
Exons: 12
Coding region: 67-1986 (639 amino acids)
Biological process (GO): proteolysis
Cellular component (GO): cytoplasm
Molecular function (GO): calcium-dependent cysteine-type endopeptidase activity
Source: RefSeq, a predicted model, not a curated record
UCCCUCGUCCCUCCUCCAAAGGCUGCAGUCCCCUGCCCUAUGUCCCCCCCAUCUCUCUAGGUCGCCAUGCCUUCCAGGCUGAAGUUCUUCCGGGGACAGCGCUACCAGCACCUGAAGAAGCGCUGCCUGCAGCAGCAGAGCCUCUUUGAGGACCCCGAGUUCCCGGCCACCAACGCCUCCCUCUUCUACUGCAGAGACCCUCUGCAGGGAGUCUCCUGGAAGCGCCCCGGGGAGCUGUGCGCUGACCCCCGGCUCUUUGUGGACGGCAUCAGCCCCAGGGACCUGCACCAGGGCAGCCUUGGGAACUGCUGGUUCGUGGCGGCCGCCUCCUGCCUGGCCAGCGAGCCCAGCAUCUGGAAGAAGGUCAUCCCCAACCCCCGGGAGCAGGAUUGGGAUCCUGGCCGGCCCCACGCCUACGGCGGCAUCUUCCGCUUCCGCUUCUGGCGCUGGGGCAGCUGGACGGAGGUUGUGGUGGACGACCGGCUGCCCUGCCGCCAGGGACAGCUCCUCUUCUGCCGCUCGGCCGAGCCCCGCGAGUUCUGGAGCGCCCUCCUGGAGAAGGCCUACGCCAAGCUGAAUGGAUGCUACGAGGCCCUGGAGGGCGGCAACACGGCCGAGGCGCUGGUGGACUUUUCGGGGGGCAUUUCGGAGCCCCUGGCGCUGGACGAGGGGGGCUUCGGCACGGACCCCGAGAAGCGGAAGGAGCUCUUCCAGCAGCUGAAGAAAGCCCACGCCCGGGCGGCUCUCGUCAGCUGCUCCAUCCGGUCCCUCCCUGGCGAGGGGCCAGAGGCCGAGCUGCCCUGUGGCCUGGUCCGGGGCCACGCCUACGGGGUCACGGCGGUCAGGACUGUCCACCUGCGUCGGAGGAACCUCCUGGAGCUCUUCAAGGUCAAGAAGCUGCAGCUGAUUCGCAUGCGGAACCCCUGGGGGACGGUGGAAUGGAACGGGGCCUGGAGCGACAAGUCCCCAGAAUGGCAGAAGGUGAGCCAGAGAAACCGGAAGCAAAUGGGGGUGACUGUCCGGGACGAUGGCGAAUUCUGGAUGAGCUUUGAGGACUUCUGCGCCCAUUUCACAGACGUCGUCAUCUGCCGCCGCAUGAACACAGCGAGGCUGAGCUGCCGGAGGAGCUGGGUGGAGGGUCUGCAGUUUGGGGAGUGGGAUCCCCAGAAGAGGCGGGCAGGGGGCUGCCUCAACCACCGGGACACCUUCCUGGAGAACCCCCAGUUCUUCUUCGACGUGUCUGGGGUUCGAGACUCGGUCCUGAUCUCACUGCAGCAGGAAGACACCCGUCAGCUCCGGGGGUCCGGCUCUGGGGGGCACAACCUCCCCAUUGGCUUUGAGCUCUUCAGCGUGGAGCAGAACCGGACUUGGCGCCUGCACCGCAUCCCGCCCCGAACGGCCGGCUCCACCUACAUCAACUCCCGCAGCGUCUUGCUUCGGGCGGAGGUGCCCGGGGGCCGCUACGCCCUCCUGCCCACGACCUUCGACCCCGGCCAAAGCAGCGCCUUCCUCCUGCGCAUCUACAGCGAGCGCCCGGCCAGGCUGCGGGCCAUCAACCGCAAUGACCCCCCACCUCCGCGCUGCAGCUGCUGCUCCGGAUCCCACCAGCUCAUCACCUCCGUCUGGGUCCAUCGGGCCGUGGGGCUGGCGCUCCCCAACUCCAGCAAAGCCCCAGAUGUCUACGUCAAGGUCUGCUCCGAAGGGCAGGCGGUGCGGUCCUGCCUCCACAAGGCCGCCUCCAGCCCAGACUUCAACUUCAAGGCCGUCUUCUGCCGCCGGCGCCCGCAGAAGCCCAUCCGCAUAGAGGUGUGGGCCAGGCGGUUUCUGCGCAGCACCCGGCUGGGGUACGUCAAAGUCUUGGCCGCGGAGACCCCCCCGGAUGCCGGCAGUGGGCAGGUGCUGCGGCUGCAAGGGGGACCCCCUGCCUGUCCCCCAGGCUCCAUCCUCGUGGAGACCUCCACCAGCUCCGACCUCCUGGCUCUGUGAGCUCGGCCGAGGAGCCCUUUGUGGACGCCAGGGAGUGCACUGGGUGCCCGCCUAUGGGUGGGCGUGUUAGGAUAUAGUUCCAUUCCACCUUAAAAGGGUACAGACAUGAUAUUCGUGUAUCACAUGCCUGUUUACGUCCAGCACAGUCUGCUGGGAACUUCCGUUGUGUAUUACUUUUGCUAUACUGCUCUUUUGCCGGAGACGAAGGGAUGCAGACAUGUUUUCCUUUGUUCCUGAACUAUGCUGAAUAAAUGCUGUAAAUAAUGCUUACAUCUGCCUCUGUCCGCCUCAUCCGCUGUGUGAUGGUUUACACACUCUGCUGACAGAGUGUGCACAAGUCUCUAAGCGUAUCUGAGGCUCGUGUCGCUGGCUGACUCAUGCUGUUUCACGGGAGACCGCUGAUCGUCCGGAGCAAGCUGGGGGCCUGCCUGAUGCCCCCGUCUCCCCGGCAGUAUCCCAACAACAUGG